CUAACACACAAUUCAAAUUUGCGCCACCAUUUGUUGCAAUUUUUGUGAAAGAAGCGCUAAAGCUCUCAGCUUUUAACAGCAAUCCUGUCGUCGGUGGUCAGUUCACAGGUGAGAUGAUGGUCACAGCCCGCCAAAGCAAAAGCCUACUUCUUGAAACAGCCACUUCACCCUCUCUUCCAAAUCCUAACCCUAAGCUUCUCAUUAGAACCCUUCAAACUCCCUCUAAACUAAAUCUUUCAUCAAAUGAAUCACCAAAUCCUUCCACAGUUGUACAAGAUACAUUCUUGGUUGAAAAGUUCUUGUUGAGGCUGAAACAAGGUGAGUCCAGAUCUCUUUGUAAUUAUCUAUUUCAGUUAAACCCAUCAAUCUUUGUUGAUGUUCUUUGUCGAUGUCGUGAAAAUCUGCAACUGGGUCAAAAAUUUAUCGACUUAAUUGCCAGAGAUCAUCCGAAUUUUAAGCAUUCGUCGCAUUCGCUUAGUGCGGCGAUUCAUAUGCUCGUUAGGAGUCGGAGGCUGUCGGAUGCCCAGGCUUUGAUUCUUAGGAUGGUGAGGAAGAGUGGGGUUUCGCGGGUUGAGAUUGUCGAUUCUUUGAUUUCGACUUAUAGGGGUUGUGGAUCGAAUCCACUUGUUUUUGAUUUACUGGUUAGAACCUAUGUACAAGCUAGGAAGUUGAGGGAAGCGGCCGAGGCAUUUCGGGUACUGAAAACUAGGGGUUUUUGUGUUUCCAUAAAUGCUUGUAAUGGUCUACUUGGAGGACUUGUGAAGGUUGAGUGGGUGGAUUUGGCAUGGGAAAUAUAUGGGGAAAUUGUUAGGAGUCAGAUUCAAGUGAAUGUUUAUACGCUAAACAUCAUGGUUAAUGCGUUGUGUAAAGAUCGAAAAAUCAACCAAGCAAAAUUGUUUUUAUCUGAAUUGGAAUGGAAGGGGAUUAUUCCGGAUGUCGUGACGUAUAAUACUCUAAUUAAUGGGUAUUGUCGCGGAGGGCUUCUAGAAGAAGCUUUUGAGUUGAUGAACUCAAUGUCAGGCAAGGGGCUGAAGCCGUGUCGUUUCACAUACAAUGCAAUCAUGAAUGGAUUAUGUAAGAAUGGGAGAUAUGUGAGAGCAAAACAAGUAUUGAAUGAAAUGUUGCAGAGUGGGCUGAGCCCUGAUGUGACCACUUAUAAUGCUCUGCUUGUUGAGCGUUGUAGAAAAGAUAAUAUGUCAGAUGCUGAAGAAAUUUUUGAUGAAAUGUUGCGUCAAGGUGUUGUUCCUGAUUUUGUUAGUUAUAGUUCACUUAUCGGGUUGUUUUCAAGGAACGGAUAUCUUGAUCGGGCAUUAAAGUAUUUUGAAGUUAUGAAGGGUGUUGGCUUGGUACCAGACACUGUUAUUUAUACGAUUCUUAUCGAUGGGUUUUGCAGAAAUGGCAUUAUGUCGGAUGCUUUAAAGAUGAGAGAUGAAAUGCUGGAGCAGGGUUGCCUUAUGGAUGUGGUUACUUACAAUACUAUUUUAAAUGGCUUGUGCAAAGGAAAGAUGCUCCCUGAAGCAGAUGCGAUUUUCAACGAGAUGAUGGAGAGGGGUGUAUAUCCUGAUUUUUACACUUACACUACCCUUAUACAUGGAUAUUGUAAGAAUGGGAAUAUGAACAAAGCCCUAACUCUUUUUGGGUCAAUGAUUCAGGGAAGUCUGAAACCAGACAUUGUAACUUAUAAUACUUUGAUUGACGGGUUCUGCAAAGAAGGUGAAAUGGAAAAAGCUAAUGAGUUAUGGGGUGAUAUGAUUUCUAGAAAUAUAUUUCCUAAUCACAUUACAUACAGCAUUUUGAUAAAUGGAUUUUGUAGUCAGGGUUGUGUAUCUCAGGCAUUGAGAUUGUGGGAUGAAAUGGUCGGUAAAGGUAUUGAGCCUACUGUUAUAACAUGUAACACUGUUAUAAAAGGCUUUUGCCGGUCUGGGAAUGCAACAAAGGCAGACGAGUUCCUGAACAUGAUGAGUUCCAGAGGAGUUGUUUCGGAUAGCAUCAGUUAUAACACUCUUAUACAUGGAUUUGUGAAAGAAGAGAACAUGGACAAAGCAUUUGACAUAGUUAUUAAAAUGGAAAAUCAAGGGCUAUUACCAGAUGUCAUUACAUACAAUGUUAUUUUGGAUGGGUUUUGUAGAAAAGGUAGAAUGCAAGAAGGCAAUCUAAUACAUCGGAAGAUGGUUGAGAGGGGAGUAAAUCCUGACAGAUCAACUUAUAUAUCAUUGAUAAAUGGACAUGUCACACAGAACAACUUGAAGGAGGCGUUUCGGUUCCACGAUGAAAUGCUGCAAAGGGGUUUUGUGCCGGAUGAUAAAUUUUGAUUGCUUUGCUGUUGUAGCCACUAGGCAUUACAAGCCACGACAUACCAAGUUGUUACAGCUGAUAAAUUUUAAUUUUUCCAUUAUUGAGGCCAUUAUGUUCAUGACCUACCUGAUCCAUCAAGCUGCUUGACACAGACACAGACACUGAAUGUGGGACCUGUAAUCGUGAUGUCCUCUGUUCAAAUACCUUGUAGGAAUUUUGGAGUUGAGUGACAUUGGUGAACUUUAUAUACUACAAUUGUGGCAGCCUUGUAGCCAUUUUGAUCCAUGUGCAGUUCAGGAUUAUAUACCAAAAGGCUGCAUUUUGUGGUCAACUUGAGAGAUUUUGUUUCGUGUGCACCUGUUUCAGGCUUAAGAUAGCGAGGUUGCUGAAGAAUGAGUGAGCUUUGAAUUUUGAGGAUGGAAAGACAGUACAUAAUGACAAAAUCACCUAUUAAUCAAAAAGAUUUCAUAGCAGCUUGGAGUUCAGUUUUUUACAGAAGAAAAAAACGAGAUGUCAGAGGUUACACAGACCAGCUCUCAAUCGGAGGAGCCUACAAUCCAACAACAGGUUCCUGGAGAUCUACAGAACAUUCAAGCUGCGUAUAGGCUGAAUGGAACAAACUAUUUAAAGUGGUCUCAACUUGUUCAAACCUUUCUGAAAGGGAAGGGCAAGCUCAACCAUCUUCUUGGAAAAGGGCCUAAGAAUGAAGAUCCAAAGUUUGCUGCUUGGGACGAAGAAGACUCAAUGGUCAUGUCAUGGCUAUGGAAUGCUAUGGUACCCGAGAUAAGUGAUACUGUAAUGUUUUUGACAACUGCUCAAGAGAUAUGAGAGGCGAUCAGACAAACUUAUUCGAAGAAAAAUGAUGCAGCCCAGGUGUACGAGAUCAAGGUGAAGCUAGCUGCUACAAAACAAGGGAACAAGACUGUAACAGAGUAUGCCAACACUUUCAAAAAUUUGUGGUACGAGUUGGACUAUUACCAGGUUCUCGAGAUGAAGAACAGCGAGGAUGCUGCGUUGUUGAAGGCUUUCAUAGAAAAAGACCGAAUCUAUGAUUUCUUAGCAGGCCUUAAUCCGGAAUUCGAUAUUGUAAGAGUUCAGACUUUGGGGAAAGGAUUAUCCUCCCUAAAUGAAGCAAUUGCAACUAUUCGUGCUAAAGAGAGCAGUAGAGGAGUUAUGUUGGAUUCGCAGCCAUUGGAAGGAUCGGCACUCCUUACAACCAUUACUAGUGAGCAAACUUUGGAGAAGAAAUCUUCAGCUAAUACUGAUUAUAAGAAAUCUGACCCGAAGAGGACAUUCAAAGAGAAUCUGGUAUGUAACUAUUGCAAGAAAACUGGUCAUACGAAGGACACCUGCUAUAAGCUACAUGGAAGGCCACAAAACAUGAAUCAGUCAAAUCGGAAUUCCGGGGGAAGAAGCUGGCAGCAAAAAGGAAAAGCCCACGUUGCACAAAAUAGCACUAAUAAUACCAGUGAUCAACCGAAUUCCAGCAGCAGAGAAUUUUGUAAGGAAGACAUUGAUCGCUUCCGAUCCCUUCUUGAUUCACUCGAAGAACCUACAGGUGCCUGUUCAUUAGCACUUUCUGGUAUAGAAUGGUGAGAUUGAUCAUGUUAUGGUAGAGGGCUUGAGCAUUUGUGACAUCUUUGCGGAGGUGGUUUACUGAUUUAAAUUUGCAAGGGUUAUCUUUGAAGGUUGCUGAUUCUUCUAGUGUUCCCAACAACUCUUGGCAAACUUGUUCUACUCAAGGCAAUUCAUCAACCCUAAGAAUCAUCAGAAUGGCUAUGCAUGUUAAGUUUCAUGCCUGAUGGGGAUGACCAACUUUAAGAAUAGAACUUCUGAGAAGCUUUUGCCAAUCUACUAGUAAAGAAAGUUAAACUGUUUGAUAAGGAACCUUUCCUUUCUCAAAGUUGGUUGUUCUACUUUGUGCUCAGACUUUUACUGAUGAUUCUUGCUGCUAUCUCCUUUUCCUAAGUAUUCAACAUGGUGCCAUAAAUGUGGCCAGUUCAAUAGCUUAUAAACAAACUGAAGCGUUCCGAGAUUUCGCAAGAUUUUAGAUUUUUUCUUCUUCUUCUUCUUCUUCUUCUUCUUCUUCUUUGUUGAAUGGUUAAAAUUCAAUUCCCUGUACUAAUAUUGUUUAUAACUAAAAGAUUCUCUUGUACUAUUAUUAUGACAGCCCCAGCUAUGUUGAAGUUUAUGCUUUAUUUGGUUCA
Molecule: messenger RNA, 4502 nt
Organism: Cornus florida
Lineage: Eukaryota; Viridiplantae; Streptophyta; Magnoliopsida; Cornales; Cornaceae
Product: pentatricopeptide repeat-containing protein At5g01110
Exons: 6
Coding region: 114-2312 (732 amino acids)
Molecular function (GO): protein binding
Source: RefSeq, a predicted model, not a curated record